AUGGAUGAUAACUCCUCUUCGUUUCUCCACAUUCAUCGCGAUGAUUCAGGCUAUGGCUCUCCAAUUCUAAAUCGAGAAUAUCUCAGCCCACAACAGUCUUCAUCCACUUAUUAUUCCUAUCAACAUACCUAUCAUCCACAUCUAGCUUACACUAAUAACUCGUUUCAUAUGUACGAUCAAUUAAUCGGCAAUCAUAACAACGCUUAUAAUGCUGUUGAUUCACCAAUGAUGCUACCAUCUCAAGAACAGGAAUCUGCAUCGACAAUCGAUAUCUGUACAUCACCAGUACCUACCUAUACGAAUUCAUCAUCGACUCCUGCUAAAGAUUCGAUCAACAACAAUCUCUGUCCUUCUUAUGAAUACAAAAUCAACUGGGUUCCUCCGCAAGGUCGUCGUCGUCGGCAACGAACGGUAUUCACACAGAACAAUGUUCAACAACUUGAUAAUGUCUUUAUGCAUAAUCAAUAUCCAGAUAUUGAACUACGUGAAACUCUCGCUGCUCAAAUGGGUGUUCCGGAAUCACGAAUUCAGGUCUGGUUCAAAAAUCGACGCACGCGUGCACGAACUGCUCAUCGUCAGCAACUAAAGCUAUCAGAAUCGUCUUCAUCUCAUUAA
This is a messenger RNA of Adineta ricciae, 615 nucleotides long. The record is from the annotation of a GenBank genome assembly. Lineage: Eukaryota; Metazoa; Rotifera; Eurotatoria; Adinetida; Adinetidae.